Molecule: messenger RNA, 3276 nt
Organism: Nannospalax galili (Upper Galilee mountains blind mole rat)
Lineage: Eukaryota; Metazoa; Chordata; Mammalia; Rodentia; Spalacidae
Gene: Wdr64
Product: WD repeat domain 64
Exons: 29
Coding region: 1-3276 (1091 amino acids)
Molecular function (GO): protein binding
Source: RefSeq, a predicted model, not a curated record
AUGGAUACCAGAGAGGAUGAACAGUUCAGUCUUUCUCUUCAGACUAGCAAUUUCAAAGCAGCCUUGGUUGAUUUUGACAAAUUGGUUGAACAGACAAUGAUCCAGAAAAAAGGGGAAAGAGCAGGCUUGUUUAUCUCAAAAGAAGAUGCCAUCAAUUACGAGAAGUUUUACACAACCGUGCAACAUCUGUUUGGUCCUGAAGUGAAAAACCAAGAUGUGAAAUGUUUUUACAGGAAACUCUGCAACAAUCCCGAUGCAAAAAUCGACUGGUGUGAGAUCUUUGGGUAUUUCUCCGAUGAAGGUGGUCUUACUACACAGAUGGAUGAAGACAAUUUGGUUUUCCUUGUGUCUAAAAAACAACGAAUUGAGAUUUCAGGUAGUAGACGACGAGAUGUGAUUAAGUGCAUUAUCAAGGUCCCCCAGUUCGAUUUACUGAUAACAGCUUCUCAGAAAGGAUUUAUAACAGUCUUUAACAGCCAGAUGAGAAUUCAGACCAGCACCAAUGUCACUGAUAUCUCCUGGAUUACAGGCUGUGAUUACCUCGGCCAGCUGAAACGAAUCGUCGCCACGACAGAAAGGACCAUUAUUGUCUGGGAUUAUAAAGCUCAAGGAAGUAGCCAGGAGAACUAUUUCAUCAUCAAGCCCAUGGACCACUGCCUGCUAUGUGUGUGUGUGGUGCCACUGCCUGACCAGCUCUACAGAGAUGACAUCCUUCUGGGGGAUGACGGGGGGUUUGUGAACAGAUUCACCAUAAACAGUGAUGACUUUGAACUCAAACAGGCAAAGACCAAAAAGAAAACGGAAACUCAGGUCUUAGACUCCAAGAACUUUAAAAGUGUUAAAAGGAAGCUGCAUAAUGAUUGGGUUAUGAAAAUCAGAUUCAUCCCAUCUCUGAACUGCUUUGGAUCCUGCUCCUUAGACAGUGUCCAUUCAUUAGUUUUGGAAUCCUUGAAGAGACUUGAGGACAAUUUGCCAGUCAGAGAGUUUGCCAUGCCAAGAGGAGCGAACACUUUCUGCUACUGCAUUAAGGCUAACGUGAUUGUCACCGGAGGAAAUGACAAAGUCCUCAGGUUGUGGCACCCCAAUAUCAGCACCAAGCCAGUCGGGAAGCUGGUGGGGCACAUGUUUAGCAUCACGGAGAUCGUCACCAAUGAGAAAGAGCAGCAUGUCAUCAGCCUUUCCUCUGCAAAGGUGUUCCGGGUGUGGGACAUUCAGACUCUGUCUGUACUGCAAGUCUUCCACGACAGCCAGGGAGGACCAGGAAACAUGCAGAUUUACUCGAUGGUGUAUGAUUCCAGUCAUGGCAUGCUCAUUACAGGAUCAAGUGUUAUAGACAUGUACCCUUUGACUAGGAUGGUACAAGACACAAAGCAGGUUCCUCAUACUCAUGAACGAGAAAUCAAUGUCAUGCUUUACAACAAAUAUUUCCACCAAGUACUCACCAUCUGCUCAGAAUCCAUAAUUAAGGUAUGGGAACUUGAGAGUGGCCUCCAAAUAUACCAGAUUCUAGACCCUCACGGAUUCAAUAUUGAACUGACUUGCGCAGCUAUUGACGAAACUGGAUUUCUUUUUACCACGGGAGCAUAUAAUGGGACAGUUAAGAUCUGGGACUUUGGCAGUGGGCAGGAGAUGAAGGUGUUGCCAGAAGAGAAGGGCUGGAAGGAGGAGGAGCACGCAUUGCUGCGCCUGUUUUUCCUCAAAGCCCAGGUCAAGCAGCAGUACCUGAUCCUUGCCUUGGAGCGCAACGGGACUAUCAAAAUGCUACAGGGUAAGGAGGAUGAUGCACUCCUUGUGGCAGUGUGGGAGCUACCUGAUGUCAUGCCUUACCUGAAAUGUGGGAGUCACAUUGUGCAUCUGAGGAUGGCAACUGAAGAGAGGGCUGUGCCUAUUCCUUUCCCGGAUGUCGAGCUAGUCAUUCAGAAAAGCUCUACUCAACAUGCUAAUAGUCCUAGCAUCAAUGCUGAGAUAAACUGCCUUGAUAUAUUUCAGUUAGAGGGAUAUAAUUUGAUGGUUGCUGGAACCUUAAAUGGAAUGAUCAUCCUAUGGAAUUUUAUAACAGCUACUGUUAAAGAAAUAUACCGACCUGAAGACUGCUUCACCGUGGAUCCUGAUUUGGACCCCAAACGCUUUCGGAUUAAUGACAUAAUGUUCCUCUUCCGUCCUCCUGACUGUGUAAGGAGAUCCAGUCAGGAUUCUGUAUGCUCUUCAACCCAGUGUGAUUCCAGCAAGGGUCCACAGAGCAGCAAGGGAAGCAAGCAAAGUAUUCAGGAGAAUGAGGCCAAAGGUCAGCAGGCAGAUCUCUACAUUGCAGGAGAGCAACAGUCAGUGGCCAAAAAGCAGCCCAUGCCUACCAACCUAAUGGAAGCACAGCCUCCCAUCCUGGUCACCGCGCACGAAGACGGACACCUCCGCUUGUGGACACUGGAGGGGAAACUUCUGAAAGACAUGCUGCCCUUUACGAAGUACUCGGCCAUUUCCUUGACAACUCUGUUCACCGACUCCUGCUGCAGGACCCUGCUGGCUGGGAAUGUGGAAGGACAUGUUAUCCUUUGCAGUAUUAGUUCCUUCAUGGAUACACCUCAUGAUGAAAAGAAAUUCAAGCAGCUGCUUUCCUGGCGUGCUCAUUCUUUAGAAAUUAUUCAAGUGAUCUACGUGGAGGACAAGCAGCUGGUGCUCACUGCCUCCAUCGAUGGCUCUGUGAGGCUCUGGUAUUCCAACACUGGGCAUUACUGUGGAUAUUUUGGACAGCGAAGAACAUUUGAAUUAUCUCAACCAAGUGAUUUCAUUUUGCCUUGUGAUGUCAAUGAAUUUCCCAUAGAGAUAAAAGAAGAAAGCAGAGUCACAGAGAAGAAGCAAAAAUACGAAUAUCCUCUGCUAUUUGAUCGGGAAAGAUGGAAAAAAACGAGCUCACUGUCUUUGCUUUUCAAACAUACACCUCCCAAGCCCUUUGAAGUACAGCAUGAUUUUAAGUUUUUCAAGUCUCUUUCUUCUCCUAAGAUCCGCAGAUAUGCUCUGGAAGGUUUCGUGACGGAAAACAAAGAAGCAGGGAUUGUUUUUGGUUCUCUGCCUAUAUACAGGGUACCGAGUCCCAUGAGCCUAAGAUUCCUUCCACUCAUUGGUUCUGAAGCACAAAGGGAAUCUGUAGAUGCCGUUUACGGAAAGAAGAAGGGCGGUCAUGUUCAACAUGAGAAAAUGCCACGGAGACAAAGCCUGAAAAAAAAUUUAGUCUCACAGAUAAAUCUGUCUUCAUCCUUCUUCCCAACCAUGCCCAAGUGA